Molecule: messenger RNA, 1539 nt
Organism: Cercopithifilaria johnstoni
Lineage: Eukaryota; Metazoa; Nematoda; Chromadorea; Rhabditida; Onchocercidae
Source: the annotation of a GenBank genome assembly
AUGUCCUUCGAUAUAACGGCACCAUUUCAAGCCGGAUUUAGCACACGUGAUCAGAUAGAACAUCGUCACAAAGUUCAUCCUGUGCAAAUAAUUGCUCCUCUUUCAUCUCAGCCUAAUCGUUACAAAUUUUUGGAAAACUCACUUGCCUCUAUAGUAAUCAUAAGUGUAGCAGGUGCAUUUCGGAAAGGGAAAAGCUUUCUACUCAAUAUAUUCCUCGAUUAUUUGUAUAGUUUACAAAAAUCACAACAGAAUGGCACAACUUUGGAAUGGCUUUUGGAUGACUCACAAUUAGGAGGCUUUCAUUGGAGAACUGGGAUGAAACGUGACACCGCAGGAAUUUGGAUCUGGGGUGAACCGAUAAUGAUUGAAGCAGCUAACGGUGAAACAUACGCUGUUGUAUUGAUGGAUACACAAGGAACAGUUGAUAAUGCAGCAUUAUCAUAUCAAAUGUCUAGUACUAUAUUUGCGUUAUCAACCGUGUUUAGUUCGAUACAAAUUUACAACGUAGCAGAGACGAUACUUGAAGAUUCACUAACAAAUUUAUCACUUUUUGUUGAGUAUGGACGACUAGUACUGGAUGAAGCUACCAAGUUCAAACCUCCUUUUCAGACAAUCGUUUUCGUCGUUCGAGAUUAUAAAUCAUCGGAAGAAUGCUCAUAUGGAUAUGAAGGUGGUAUGGGUUAUCUCAAAACAAUGCUCCAAGUACCAUCAUCUUAUGAAUCCAAUGAACUGAGAGUUGUUCGAAAGGAACUUCAAAGUUGUUUCGAACAAAUACUUUGUUUUUUAUUACCACAUCCAGGUCAUCGGGUUGCAGAUCGUGAAUCUUUUAAAGGACUUGUAAAAGAUAUAAAACCGUUGUUUAAAGAGGAAGUGAAGAAAAUGACGGCACAUCUUUUGAACCCACAAGCAUUGCAACCAAAAAUUGUUAAUGGAAAAACGAUCACAUGCAGAAAAAUUACGGAUAUGUUCAGGGAGUUUGCCAAGACAUUCGACAGUUGUGUGAUACCGGAACCACAGAUGAUUUUAGACACAAAUGCCCAACUAAUGUAUUUGGAGGCAGCAAAUGAAGCAAAAAUAUCGUAUAUCCGAGGAAUGGAUCGGACUUGUUUGAAAUCAGGAAUGUUAUCAGAAAAACGGCUUCAUGAAGCACAUAUUAAAUAUGGUAUUAUAGCUUUGAAUAUUUUCGAAAAGUAUCCAAAAAUUGGAAGUAGCGAAGUUCGAUCCAGGAACCUCUCGACGCUUCAACAAAAUCUAAAUAGCGAAUUGGAAAAGUACAAACGAUUAAAUAAAGAAAAGCGUGUGACAAGUUGCGUGUCGCGCAUGAUUGCGUGUGGUGACUCCGUGUUUUUUGGCAUGGGUCUUGGAUCAGCUGCAUCAGCAGCUAUCGGUGGAGCAGUAUUAACAUUGCAGGCGGGAAUGGUAAGUGCUGGCGUGAUUGCUGUACCGGUUUCACUUACAGCUUUGUUAGCAAUCUGGGCUUAUGUCUAUUAUAAGCCUAGAAUUCGCUCGUGUCUUCGUCAUGACUGUCACAGUGUCUAA